AUGGCCGGAGCCAAGAAAGGAAAGGGCAAGUCCGGUAGCAAAAAAAAUAAUAAGAAGUCAAAGGCCCAAGAGGAGUCAGAGAUUCAAACACCUCCACCUGCUGCACCUGAUGUUACUAUUCCUGAACCACAAUCAGAGGAACAACAACAGCAGGAACAACAACCUGUUGAACAACAACCUGUUGAACAACAAUCUCAGGAGCCACAGCUAGCUGAAUCACAGCUGCAAGAACAACAACAACCCGAACAGCCAUCUGAUCAAGCAGUGGAGCAAAUAACUGACCAACAACUUGACCAACCCACAGAGCAGACCUCAGAGCAACAGCCUGAGCAACCAAUAGACCAACUCUCCGAGCAAACAACAGAUCAACCCCUAGACCAACCCCCAGCAGAGCAAGCAGAUCAACAGCUCCCAGACCAGCAAGCAGAGCCACUGCAAGAUCCAUCAUCGGAGCCACUGCAAGAGCAACCACUUGAGCAAGAGCUGCAAGACCAGCCGCCCCUUGACCAACAGUUGCAAGAUCAACCACCCCUUGACCAACAGCUGCAAGAUCAACAACCUGAUCUACAGUUGCAAGAGGAACAGCCAGAGCAACAGCUGCAAGAACAGGAACAGCAACUGCAACUACAGCCAGAAGAAGCAAUCGAAGCCGAGCCCCAACAACCAGAGGCUCCAGUGGAAGCUCCAGUAGAAGCCCUAGUGGAAAACCCAGUGGAAAACCCAGUGGAAGUUGAGUCACCGUCAGCACCAGAAGUUGCACCUGAAGUCGCAGCCGAAGUUGUACCAGAAAUUGCCACAGAGUCAAUCCCAGAGACAGAGCUGGCGCCAGCACAAGAAGUGGAGCAGGAACAACUACAGCCCACUACUGAGGAAGUUUCAACAGCCCCUACACCUGAGCAACAACCUCAACCACCGACCAAUCCUGAAGAGGAUGGUUCUGCCCAAGUGACUGCCCCCGACCUCUCCUCAAGUCAGCAGCUAGACGCGAGUGAUGUCCAGCGGGACCCCGAAGUGCCUCAAGAAUUACACCAAGAGGAACUAGGAGCAGCAGAACAUCCAGUUGAGAAGGCCACUGAAACGACUCCGGAGAAUAUCGACGUAUCGAGGGAACAAGUUGUCGAACCACCGGAGCCCACCCCAGUGACAGCACCACAGACCCCAUUGUUCUCGACGGACCCAACCACGGCAUCCGUAGAGACCCCAUCUGCUACGGAGACUCAAUUCGUUGAGUUUGCAUCUCCCACAAAGACCGACGCGCCAGAGAUUGAGUCACACACAGCUACUGUAUCUGACCCCUCCUUUGAGGCAGUUGAGGCAGCACCUACUUCCCCCACCCGCCAAACUACCCCACCUGUGUCCAAGCCAGCUUCUCCUGUGCCAAAGAACGCUUCCCCCACACCUAGGGCUGUUUCACCUGCGCCUAGGGACGCUGCACCUACACCCAAGGCCGCUUCACCAGCUCCUAAGCCUGCUUCACCUGUACCUCAGGCAGCCCCACCUAUGGCUGAAACUGUUUCGUCGAUGCAGGAAGCCGAGCUUCCUGCGGAAGUCAUUCCACCCGCACCAACACCCCCGCCGGUCGCUUCUGUAUAUCAAGAACCUCCGUCCACGCUACAGCAUCCUUCACCAGUCCAGAAGAUGGCCUCUCCUGUAUCAAAGGCAGCAUCGCCAUUCCAGAAGGUUGCCUCCCCUGUCCAGAAAUCCGCGUCGCCAAAAGUUACCAGCCCCCUCGCCCGCCACGCUUAUAUGUCACCGAUGAUAUCCCCGCACGCUACGCCACACGCUACGCCGCCAGUACAGCCGGCAAUGGCUCCUAUGCACCAUAUGCCUCCUCCGAGUACUGCUCCUAGCGUAGCUAGCUAUGCUACAGCUUAUUCCCCCGUCAUGACCACUGCUGGGUUUAUGCCCCAGUAUGCCUUCUAUCCCCCGGGCAUGCAACCCACCCCCCGGGGCUCUAUGGAGCCCAGCACCGCGACAGCCUACCAGCAUUUGCGCGAUCUGACUUAUGCCAACGGGAAUGGAUUCUUCGCCCCUCAGAACGGACAUCACAAUGGCCAUAACGGUCACCAUAAGGGAAUGAUGUCGCCUCCGGAGCACCCCGUCGAAGAACCAAUUGAACUUCUGCAGAGAAUCCAAGAUGCCAUCCCAGACAUCAACCGCUUGUUGGGCAGUUACAGGAAUACGAAAAGCAAGCUGCAAGCCCGCGAAGCUGAGUUUCAACAGAUGAAGACCCAGCAUGAGCAGGAUUUGAUGCACAAGGACUUCUACAUUGAAGCUCUUCAGACGCAAAUGAGGAAAACUGCCAAUGAGGCGGCGGAAGAGUCCACCAAACUGAAGAACACGAUCAACGAGCUCCGCAUGGAGCUUGGAAAUCUUGACGAGAAGCGGAAGGACCUUGAGGAGAAGCUGGAGGAAUCCGAGAGGUCGAACGAGGAGCUGACGCGGAACAAACAUGACCUCGAAGAGGAAGUCAGGACGCUUAACACCAGCAUGAAAGAAGCCCAAGAGGCUCAUGAGAAGGAAUGUGAGAGGCGCGAACAAGAGAAGGUGGACGCUCUUGCGACUCAGAAACGGGAAAUGACCGAAUCUUUCGAAGAGAUCAAGGCCGAGGAUGAAAAAGCAGCAGCAGAAGCUUUGGCUGCUCGCGAGAAAGAGUUGCUUGACCAGCAAGAAGCAAUGAAGAAUGAUUACGAAGAUCAGAAGCGACAGAUGCAAGAAGCACACGACACGUUGCAGUCGAACUUCGAUGACAAGGUGAACGAAUUAGACUCCACCAAGACCGAUCUCGAGAACAAGCACAAGGAGCUCGAGGAGACUCGUGUGCAACAUGCCAAUGAAGUUGAACUCCUCAACAACACCCAUGCGGACCAUGUGGCUGACAUGGAGAGGCGCUGGGCCGAUGAGAGGGGCGAACUGGAGCAGCGCAUCACGGACAAGUGCGAUGAACUCGCCCACUGUGAGCGCGAAAAGCAAAAGGUGGAAGAGGAUAAUGUCGUCAAGGAGCAACAACUACAGGCAGCAUCUGACGGCAUGCGCCUCACCAUUGAUAAUUUGGGCAAAGACUGCGAUAGGUUGAGAAAGACCCUUCACAGCCUUGGAGAAGCCACUGACCUCAAGAGCACGAAGGGAGAUCCAUUCUUACUGUCUUCUGUGAUGCCUUUUUUACCGUUCUGGCCAGAACUGUGCCACAAUUAUGAUCACGAUGGUGACGAAGAUUAUGAGAUUUUGGACUGCUUCGGCCAGCUUUCUCGUCUUAUUGUUUCCUUGUCUAAGGAGCACUUUGCGUACCUUCCAAUCGAUCCUCCCAAGGAUGUACUGUCCAAGAUACCUCAGGAGCUACCGUCCUUCCUUGAUAAUACCCCGGCAUCGCGUGAACUGCGCUCCGCAUACGUUCAACAUAUCAUCACGAAGACUUUGACUUACCGAAUCUUCCAUCCGUUCCUUUUCACCUUGGGCAAGAGAUACGGGAAAGCGGAUACUUUCUUCCAGAUGCUCUCGAUGGACAUUCGACGCAAGUCUGUGAGACGUGAAGCCUUCUGGAGGCAACAGACGCUGAAAGCUGCGUACACGACAUCCGAUGCCAAGCAGUCGAUCAACGUUGUGGCCGCUGUGAUCGUUGACGAGAUCAUCGACCACCUCAAGCACUUCGCCGACCCUAAACACAUGGAUACCCUUCAUACAAGCGUGCGGAAGAUUGUCAAGUUGGCCGCUGAGACGUGGAGACUUGCUCGUGUCGAACGGGAACUCAUCAUGGCCUCUUUCCCCGCGCCCGACUCAGAAGGCACCUCGAAUGAGACCUGGGAGGAAUAUGGAACCCCGAAAGAAGGCUGUGUCGGCUCCAAGGAGGACCCCACUCGUCACGUCAUUCUCCGGACUUUCCCUCGCAUAAUUCGGGAGGCAGCACAUGAAGAUUUUGCAGAAGACGAGGAGAAAGCCCUCUCCUGUACUUAUACUCAAGGCAGUGUUUUGUACUCCGACUCCCCUGUGGUUAUGGCUCGACGCCAAGAGCUGGCAAGGCGGUCCAUGGACUCCCUAGUCGGUGGAGAAGAAAGGCCUCGAAGCGAGUCGAGAGGCUCUACACCCAACUCCCCCAGGCGAGGUAAAGCAAGCUUCGAUACCCUGUAG
This is a messenger RNA of Aspergillus oryzae RIB40, 4125 nucleotides long. RefSeq lists its product as uncharacterized. The transcript is spliced from 4 exons. The record is from RefSeq and is a predicted model, not a curated record. Lineage: Eukaryota; Fungi; Ascomycota; Eurotiomycetes; Eurotiales; Aspergillaceae. Bases 1 to 4125 code for a protein of 1374 amino acids.